Molecule: messenger RNA, 5717 nt
Organism: Lontra canadensis (Northern American river otter)
Lineage: Eukaryota; Metazoa; Chordata; Mammalia; Carnivora; Mustelidae
Gene: FAM13B
Product: family with sequence similarity 13 member B
Exons: 26
Coding region: 495-3479 (994 amino acids)
Biological process (GO): signal transduction
Source: RefSeq, a predicted model, not a curated record
UCCGCUCGCUCGCCGUUAGGGAGGGUCUGCGCCUCAGCCACUGCUUCCUCAGUCGCCGCUCCUGCCCCCUCUUCUGCAUCUUUGCCGCCGCCACCGCCGGGGGCAUCCGGGGGUAGCUUACCGGGCUGGCCCCGCGCCGCAGCCGUCGCUUUAGCGUCCUGCCAGCGGCCGUUACAGGAGGAGGCUCGCCGUCCGCGGAGCCACCUGGGGCCUCAGUUCUCGCUCUACUGCCGUCGCCGCAGGUCCUGGAGAAGCGGCCGCGGCCGGGGAACGGGGCGUCGCGCUUCCAACGAUUAACUGCUGAAGUACUGAUCGAGUUCUGCGUUUCUUCAAUGAGGAACUACAGGCUGAUCUUCUGCCAUAAUCUCAAACAGCCAUAAAUGACAAAAGAAUGCUUGCUCAGUGAGGGUAGCUGGUGCAGAAGCCAUUUUUUAAACUUAGGUGUUUAAGUACUCAAAGAAAAGACAGCUUUGAUUUCUGGCUGCAAAAAAGAUAUGAGGAAGAGCUCCUCCCCUUCCUUGAGUAACUGCAACUCCGUUCUUGCUAACAAAAUAUUUGGAAUUCCACUUGAUGAGCUGCAGCAGGGAGGACAUCCAGACAAUGAGGUUCCGUUCAUAGUCCGCCACGUUGUGGACUAUAUUGAGGAACAUGGAGGUCUGGAGCAGCAAGGACUUUUUCAAGUCAAUGGAAAUGCUGAGACAGUGGAGUGGCUUCGGCAGAGAUACGACAGCGGAGAAGAGGUGGACUUGGUUAAGGAAGCAGAUGUUCCCUCAGCUAUUAGUCUUCUUAGGUUUUUCCUUCAAGAACUCCCUGAACCUGUUAUCCCUGGCAGUUUGCAUAUUCACUUGAUGCAACUUUCUCAAGAUUAUAAUAAUGAAGAUGAAUUUGGAAGAAAGUUGAGGUUCCUUUUACAGCAGCUUCCACCUGUUAAUUACAGUUUGUUAAAGUUUCUGUGUAGAUUUUUAGCCAAUGUAGCAUCACAUCAUGAAGAAAUUUGGUCUGCAAACUCUUUGGCUGCUGUCUUUGGUCCAGAUGUCUUCCACAUUUACACAGAUGUGGAAGAUCUGAAAGAGCAAGAAAUAGUGAGCAGGAUAAUGGCUGGACUUCUGGAAAAUUACUAUGAGUUUUUUGAGAAUGAAGACGAAGAUUUCUCAUCUAAUGAUUUAAGUUCAAUUACUGAACAGAAGGCAGGUAGCAGCGUUCUCCACAAGCUGGAGUCUGGAGAGCAGGCAUUUCACGAGGCCCUAGAGAAGGGAAUUACAGCAGUCAAAGAAAGAAGAGAUGUUAAUGAACUUUCUGAGGAAGAAGAGGAAGAUGAAAAGCUGGAACAUAUAGAAGAACUUCCAGAAGAGGGUGCAGAAAAAUCAAGUGACAUGGCAGAGGUGGUACAAUUAAGGAUGACUGAGAACAUACUGGAGCCAAGUAGUGUUACAGCAUCAACAAGUGCCCAUUUAUCUCCCAUCAGCAUCUUACCAGCCUCUGCAGACAUUUUAGAAAGAACAAUUAGAGCAGCUGUGGAACAGCACCUUUUUGAUCUGCAGAGCAGCAUAGAUCAUGAUCUUAAGAAUUUACAACAGCAGAGUCUGGUGUGUAAUAAUGAAGCAGAAAGUUUUAAUUGUGAUGGUGAAGGAUCUAAUAACCAGGUUGAUAUUGCUGAUGAUAUUAUUAAUGCCAGUGAAAGUAACAGAGACUGUUCAGAACCUGUGGCUAGUACUAAUUUAGACAAUGAAGUUAUGCAGCAAGAUUUUGUAUUUGAGGAUGAAGAAAAUAACCAGUCUGUAGGUAUACUGUUAGAGCCAUGCAGUGACCACGGUGAUAGUGAAGAUGGCUGUCUUGAGGGGAAAGAAUAUGUGUCAUUUGACAGUGAUACAUUGUCACACUUGAUUCUGGAUUCUAGUAGCAAGAUAUGUGAUUUGAAUGCCAACACUGAAUCAGAAGUGCCAGGAGGUCAGAGUGUUGGUGUUCAAGGGGAAGCAGCAUGUGGAACCCAAAUUCCACAUUUAGAUCUGAAGAAUGUCUCUGAUGGUGAUAAAUGGGAAGCGUCAUGCCCUAUCACUUUUCCCCUCAUUGAUUUCAAAACAAUGCAUCUGCAGAGAGAUGGGGAGGAGCCAUUUCCUGCUUUUAAGUCUUGGCAGGAAGACUCUGAGUCUGGAGAAGCUCAGCUCUCUCCACAAGCUGGAAGAAUGAAUCAUCACCCCCUGGAAGAGGACUGUCCUCCAGUAUUAUCACAUCGUAGUUUAGAUUUUGGGCAAAGCCAGCGUUUCCUACAUGAUCCAGAAACAUUGGAUUCCUCAUCUAAGGCACUUUCUUUUACUAGGAUUCGAAGAUCAUCCUUCAGUUCAAAAGAUGAAAAAAGAGAAGACAGAACACCGUAUCAUUUGGUCAAGAAACUACAGAAAAAAAUUAGACAAUUUGAGGAACAGUUUGAAAGGGAAAGAAAUAGCAAGCCCUCCUACAGUGAUAUUGCAGCCAAUCCAAAGGUAUUAAAAUGGAUGACAGAGCUUACCAAACUGCGGAAGCAAAUUAAAGAACAGGGACGAUGUCUGUUUGUUUACUACUGUACCACCAAUGCUUACCAGAAAAUCUCACUUUAUGAUGCAAAACACAAAAGCUCUGAUGGAGAAUUUGUACCUCAGACACGCCCACGUAGUAACACUCUUCCAAAAAGCUUUGGCUCGUCUCUGUACCAUGAAGAUGAAGAGAAUGAAGAUGAAUCCAGGGUCAUUCAGAAGGAGAAGAAGCCAUCUAAGGAAGCAACACUUGAACUUAUUCUGAAAAGACUAAAAGAAAAACGUGUUGAACGGUGUCUUCCGGAAGAUAUCAAAAAAAUGACAAAAGAUCAUUUGAUAGAAGAGAAAACGUCUCUCCAAAAAAGUCUUCUUUACUAUGAAAGUCAACAUGGAAGACCGGUGACCAGAGAAGAAAGGCACAUCGUGAAACCUCUCUAUGAGAGAUACAGACUUGUAAAACAGAUGCUGACAAGAGUUAGCAUCACUCCUGUUCUUGGAUCUCCAUCUUCCAAGCGAAGGGGUCAGAUGUUACAACCAAUCAUAGAAGGAGAAACUGCCCAUUUUUUUGAAGAAAUCAAGGAAGAAGAAGAAGAUGGUGUUACCCUGUCCUCUGAGCUAACUGAUAUCCUGAAAACUGCUGUGCAGGCACAAUCUUCAUUGGAAAACUCUGAAUCUGAUGUUGAAGAAAAUCAAGAAAAACUUGCUCUGGAUCUCCGAUUGUCAAGUACUCGAGCAGCUUCUAUGCCUGAGUUAUUGGAACAACUUUGGAAAGCCAGAGCUGAAAAAAAGAAACUACGCAAAACAUUACGGGAAUUUGAAGAAGCAUUUUAUCAACAGAAUGGAAGGAAUGCCCAGAAAGAAGAUCGUGUUCCAGUGCUUGAGGAGUACAAGGAGUACAAGAAAAUUAAAGCCAAACUCAGGCUUCUUGAAGUUCUUAUCAGCAAACAAGAUUCUUCAAAAUCUAUAUAAAAAUAUGCUCCUUGAAAACACCAUAAAAAUCAGUUGUAUUCCCUGAAGCUAUCAUCGUGUGUUGGCUGGUACUUGAGUUCAUUUUGUCAGGCACUCCGAGAGUAUCAUUUUGUACUUGGUUGUGGUGCCACUAGAGAAAGAUGGGAGGGUAAGUAGACCCUCUCUAGGGAGCGUGGUGUUCCAUAUUAACCACAGACUGUUCUCUCCACCUUUAGCAAACAUCCAGUUUUCUUCAUUGUUUUGUAGUACUACAGAUACACCCUGUUAGCAAGACUAGUACUUUAUUCUUUCAACUUCAAGAACUUUGGAGAUACGAGCUUUUUGUUAUCACCAACUUUAUUUUUAUUAUUUUUUUAAUUACUGAAGAAAAUUGAGAGGAACAUCUUCACAUUGAAUUCUUCGGUUGCCUUUUUCUUACAGAAUGACUGAAAAUUUGAAAGAAAAGCCUAUAAAUGUGCACAUAUGCAACUAUGUCCUAUGUUUUCUUAGAAAACCAAAAUCAACUGAAAUUUCAAGUCCUACUGUGGAACACAUUUCUGUUUAAUUUCCAAAGUGACACUUUCUCACAGGUAGUAUGUUAGCAAAAUUUUGCAAUUCAGUGGUCACACAGCUCCUGGAUGAAGAUAACAGAGGGCAGACCAAAAAGUGACCUUGUUUAAUAGUAUAGUGAAAACACACACCACACAUCCUACACAGAACUGAAUCAUAUCACAUGCUGCCUACGGGACAUAAGUUUCUGUUUGUUUCCUCAGUUACUGUUUAUUAGCUGGUGAUGGUGUGAUUUGUUUGGAUCAGAUCCUGUAUUUUUUUCCCCCUACCCACCUCCAGAUAAUGUGAGAAAAUAGCCAUGUCUAUGUAGGAACACGGAUGGUGCUCAGAUUUGUGUGUUCAAUUAGAUGGGCCUAAGUUGACGAAAGAAUCAUUAUGCCUGAAUUAAAUCUUUUCUUCACAAGAGCUAUACCACUGCACUUGUACGUGUACCUUCUGGGGGUUGCAUCUUUUUUUCUUUUUUAAUCAGAAAAAUCUGUAAAGAAAACACCCUCUGACAGGACCCUUUUUGCUCAGUCACAUGCUGUUUAAAGCAGUUCUGUAGUGGUAUGCCCCUUGUCAUAUACUCUUAAGCUUAUCUUUUUUUUCUUUGGCUUUGCAUGGCUUUUCUUCAAGUACUCUUCUGGUAUCAUUCUGCUAAUCAUUUUCACAGAUUGGUGACUUUAUUUGAGCUAAGAAUAUAGUCAAUAACAGCAUAUUCUGGUCAGGCUUAAUGUAAGUGUUAAUUUUUUUCCUGGUGCUUUUUUGGAUUGAUGAGUGUCUCACUUUGUGCCCAUGUUUUGCAUGCAUUGACUCAUGCAUGGUUUUCUUAACUAGCUGAUAUUAACAGUUCCAUAUAAAAAUGGGGAAUUCUGUGACAUUCUUUAAUCAAGUGAGGGAAGCAUGAACCUCAGACUUCUGGCACUCUUACAUAGUAAGCACAUGAAGUAGCUUGAUAAUAAGUAGUGUGUCUAGGAUUUCACAUUUCACCUGUGUGUGCAAUGCCUUUUUGGGGGGGUGGGGGAGGGAAUGUUCAUUGGUGGUGAACAUGUAGUUGGGGAAUAAAGCACUAAAUCCAGCCCUUUUCGUGUGGUUUCCUUUUGAUACAGCUAGGUUAUUCAUAAUGUGUACCUAGAAAAAAUGAAAUUGAAAAUGCCAAAAGAAGUAUCACUUUGAUUUGAAUCCAGCAUGCAGUGUGCAUUUAAUUUCUUUCAGUCUCUAGAAGGGAGUAUAUCCAAACAUCGAAUUUAAUGUGCACUGUAUAUUGUUUUAUAUGAAUGUUUUAUAUACCACAUGCAAAAAUGUCCAUAUGCACUAUUUAAAUGUUUUAAAUAAUAUAUUCCUUCUUUAUAAUGCUAAAAUCUAUAUGAGUACCAUAUUUUUAUAAGUCAAUGGCCUGACUGGUUUCAUUUUAGAAUUAACAGCUGCUUCAUGGUGUUGGUUACUCACUGUUCAUGUUUGGCUGCAGGUAGAAUAGAUCCAAGUGGCACGGCAGCACUUACAUGCUAUGUGACAGUGUUGUGUGUCAUAGUUGAGCAGUAGGUGGUAGAAUUAGUCAGUUUGUGAUAGUUUUACUUUGGUACAAGUAAAAACUAUAUCUAUAUACAAGUAAUAUAUAGAUAUAUAUGACCACCAAUAUAAUUGCAUUGCUGUGUCUGGCACUUCAUUGUAUAGACUUUUGUAAUAAAAGAACCUGAAUGUUCCAAGUCA